This is a messenger RNA of Dendronephthya gigantea, 3572 nucleotides long. RefSeq names its product influenza virus NS1A-binding protein homolog B-like. The transcript has 7 exons. Gene Ontology annotation, molecular function: protein binding. NCBI's taxonomy places the organism in Eukaryota, Metazoa, Cnidaria, Anthozoa, Malacalcyonacea, Nephtheidae. Bases 524 to 2521 code for a protein of 665 amino acids. The record is from RefSeq and is a predicted model, not a curated record.
UGUGUGUUUUAGCAUGUACAGUUGUUUGGCCGGAGAGUUUAUUCCCAAUCCCGCUUUGCCUUUAUGGUAAUUUUAACCAAAGCUCCCCCGCACCGCGUGAAUUAUAUUUUCUGACAUCCAGAGGUCAUUGCCAAGGUAAUGUGCACUAUCAAACUAACCCGUUCUUUACAGCUUAUGUUUACAUUACGCUUAUUACGAAAUACUUGUAUGCAACCGGGCACGUUUGUAUCGGAAACAGUCCUUGGUUGUCGAAGAUCAAUAUUUAGGACGAAAUUCGCGAUUGUUAGCAAAUAUAUGUUAGUCUUGGUUAUUUGGGUGGAACGUCGGCCCUACUUGACUCAAAAUUAAAUAUAGGAUUGGGAUUUCAAUUUCAGCAAUCAGCAGAGUAUUAGAAAUUCGGCACGAGGAGGAAGUGUUUUCUCCCAGCCCACGUGAAUGCGAAAUUGUCAGUGUCAAAGCGACUUUGCCGCCCUUUAUUCUUGGCAACUGUGUGGCAACUCAUGAGUUAAUCCAUUCCAGAAUCAUGGAUCUUUUAUCGGUAAAAAUCAACGAUUUAUGCAUAACAGACGAAGCCUCUUCUCUUAAAGAAUCUCUUGUGUGCUCACCGAUGCCAAUAGCCCAGAGAAAAGUGCCGGGAUUCGAAAAUGUGUUCAGUCCACAUGGAAGUGGAUUAUAUGAUGUUGUACUCCUAUGUGGACCGGGCAAGCAUAGAAUUUUCGCUCAUCACGCUGUACUGGCCAGCAAAGUACCGAAACUGACUGAGAUGAUUGAAUCGAACAAUAAUGAAUCGUCUAUAUCAUUGCCCUCAGUCGAACCGAGCAUUGCAGAAGCAUUAAUCAACUUUGUUUACAGUUCAAAACUCGACUUAACACCAGAUAAAGUUUGGGAUGUCUCCUCCGCCGCAGAGCAGUUGGGAAUCAACGAAAUACUCGAUUUAUGUCAGGAAUUCAUACAAAACAGUAUUUUGCCCGAUUCUUGGCUGUAUGGAAGGCAGAUUGCCUUAGAACGGAACUCAAAGCGGUUGCUAACCACCGUGGAUAAUUACAUAUUCGAAAAUUUUCCUGCAUUAUUACAAAGCACCGAUUUUCAACAACUGCCUCGGCUGCAAGUCGAAAUUAUCAACAAACGAGAAGAUGUUCGGUAUGAAGGCGAAGGGUCAAGUGAAAUUCUAGGCCUUGUAGUUGAUUGGUGCAAAGUUAAGCUGAAGGAGGAAGAUUUACUUGAAGGUCUGAUGGAACACAACCACCUUGUCUAUCUCACAAAAGAUAACAUCCUGAAAGAUUGCAAAAACUCAGAUUUUGAUGAUGACCCAGACCUCAUAACAGAUGCUCAGAAGGAGUACAUCAGGCAGCAAUCAAAUGAAAAACAAACAAGUCCUGCCAGAUCACCAAGAAGGGCAAGAAGUUUGUCAUACUCUUGGAUUCAAGAUCAGUCUAGAAGAAAAGCAUUGCAUUUUUCAAAGACAAGUAAUUCCGGUUCAGAAAACCAUUUUCAGUUGCUUGCUAGUGCUGCUGUAUCAGAUGGCUGCUAUGUUGGCAUUGCUGUGAUUACUUCAGAGGUGGUCUGUAUCUCAGCAUAUUACAAUGAACAAACUAUUACAAGUUGCAGCUCAUCUGUUUCUAGUGAUUUUUCUAGUACUGAUGAUAUGGGACUGUCCUUGAUUAAACCAAUGAUUAGAGGUCGUUGUAGUGUUGGUGUUGAAGAAGUACACAACAAAGUCUAUGCGGUAGGAGGUUAUGACAGAGGACAUUGUCUAAGCCUGGUAGAAUGUUAUGACCAAGAAAAGAAUGAGUGGGUUCCAACAACAUCCCUGACAUGUGCUCGAGGAAGACUAGGUCUUGGUUGCCUAGGUGGGAAACUUUAUGCAAUUGGUGGCUCUAGUGGAAAUUCAGAGCUCAAGUCUGGUGAAUGUUUUGAUCCAGAAACAAGAGAUUGGUCAAAGAUAUCAGAUAUGGCAAUCUGUCGCAGCAAUUUUGAUGUUUGUGUUCUGGAUGGGAAGCUUUAUGCAGUUGGUGGAACUGAUGGCCGCCAUGCCUUGGAGUCUGUUGAAGUUUAUGAUCCAGAAAAAAACACCUGGUCAAAUAUUUCCUCCAUGCAAGUUGGCCGAGAGGGUGUAUGUGUUGAGGCAAUGAAUGGUGUCCUUUAUGCCUGCAGUGGUUAUAGUGUUUGGCACUGUGUAGAUUCUGUUGAGUGUUACAACCCACGUGAAGGCUAUUGGUCUAUGGUAGCAUCUCUAAACACAGCCCGUCGUGGUGCAGGGGCAGCAGUGUUGAACAACAAACUAUUUGUGAUUGGUGGCACAGAUGGCAACAAUAUCCUGAAGUCGGUUGAGUGUUAUGAUCCAGUUACAGAUACCUGGACCUAUGUUGCCAGUAUGAACUCGUGUCGUCACAAUGUGGGGGUAACCGUAAUAAAUGGACAUAUUUUUGCUGUGGGUGGCUUUGAUGGUGUUGCAUUUUUGAACACGUCUGAGUUCUAUGACCCGGAAUUAGACAAGUGGUGUGCUUUCACUCAAGUGUGACUGCAAGACCUAAAAUUCGUGGUGGGUUGUUGUGUUAUUGAUGUGUAGGAUGCUGUUCAUCCAGGCAUUUAAUUUGCUUGAUAUUCAUUAAACACAACUUAGUGUUGCAAGUCACACAUGAAGUUGUUGGACAUGAGGUGCCUUAGUACACACUUUUUGUCACAGUAUAAAGCUGCAUUUAGACAAGAUUAUGUGAACAAUGUUUACCCAGAGUAAUUUAUUUUUUAAAGUGUGUGUGGGGGUGUAAUUGAUUUACACAUGAACGUGUGGUUGUAUGCGUACACUCUGUAGCUUGCAGUGGUGUGUAUUCAAUUAUGUAUGUAUACCUUGAGUGUUAGUAGUGAAAAAGGCAAGUGUUCUAUUGAGUGUUCUGUUGCGUGUUCUGUUGCCAGGCAAUAGAUUGUUGUUUUAUUACAGCCAUAGAAGGUAAAGUUAGUUUUGUUCAACCUCUUAUUUGCCCAACCAAACUAUAUAUGUAAGGUAUAAAGCAAAGUUUAAUAGCAUGAUUCAUGAUACAUUAUAAUACUGUAUAGUACAGUGCCUGUUUAAAGCAUCAUGGCAUCAAAGCACUGUAGCUUUUGAUGAUUACAGAUUUUGCUUAUCAAAGGCAGGAGGGUGUAAAAAAAUUUUGCUUAAUCUUGAAUUCAACAAUAAAAUAAACAUCCAACGUGCUCAAGUUUGUAAAAAGUAAACAAACAAUAAUUUUUAUUUGAACAUAUUCAAUGUGAAUAUUUAUCAUAUGCCUCUAUUAAGUAAAAUAACUAGGUAUCUUUCACAUAUUUGUGCAUAUUGUGUAGCAAAUAAUACUAAAACAUUUUCUGAAACAUGGUCCAGUUUAGGAAAUCUGUAAAUCUUAAUCCAACAAAAAACUGUGGACUUGACUGUCUUUAAAUUUAGCCUUAAUUUUUUUAGUGUUUUUUUUCAGAGUGUACUGUAAUUUUAUUUUGAGGUAUUUUUAUUGACAUAUUCAUGUAUUUAUGAAAGAAAUCAUUGUGGUAAUCUAAUGUAUGCUUCCUUCACAUACAUAUAUGCAUUGUCCAAUUACUAAUUG